Colletotrichum destructivum is the source of this 6284-nucleotide messenger RNA. RefSeq lists its product as uncharacterized. Bases 268 to 5649 code for a protein of 1793 amino acids. The record is from RefSeq and is a predicted model, not a curated record. Lineage: Eukaryota; Fungi; Ascomycota; Sordariomycetes; Glomerellales; Glomerellaceae. The transcript has 2 exons.
UUUUUUUUCUUCCUCCCGCGGCAACGAACUGCUCCUCAUGUCUUGACAGCAACGGCACCCACAACAAAUCCUUGCGCACCUUGGACGGACGGCAACCGGCACAUCCACCCACACUCUCUUCCCUCUUUCUUCUCCUUCUUUCCUUGAUCGAGGGAAGGACAAGAUCCCAAAAAGAAGAGGGUGUGAGCCGUCGAACGAGGCAUUCGUCAUCCGCGCCUGCGCACCAACAGCCUCUCCGUCGCCGAGGCCUUCGAGCAUCGCACCACAAUGGGUGUUGACUCGAACAAGCCACCUCCACUCCCUGCCCCGACUGAGACCGAUUCCAUCACCCCCACCGAGCUGGCGACCAAUGUGUCCAGGCCUGCCGACGAAGCUUCCCACUACUCUCUGCCCGACGACGGCACUCCCGUCACCAUCAAAACCCGCAGCCACAGGGCCAAUCGCUCCCAGACCUCGUUGCUCAUCGAGUAUUUCGAGGGUGGCAAGCCUGGUCCUUCCGGCACUGUUGACCGCAAGCCCAGCGUUCGCGUUCGCUUAACCCCGUCCAAGAAGCAUCGCAACGACCACAUCCAGAUCACUGAGACAAACGGCAACAACCGCAAGACCUCACUAACCCGCCGUGUGCCUUUGCCGUCCACCACAGGCUCGUCGCAUCUUGACGUCGAAACCUUGGAGGGCGAGGACGCCGAAAGCAUGCGGUCUUACGCCUCCGCCACGGAGGAGUCCAAUGUGUCGAGGAACCCAAUCGACAUUGAAAUAGACCGCAGCGGACGGCGUCGUCGACCAGCUAGCCCGUUGAUUCCUGACGGUGAUGCCCAGUCUUCCUACCUGCCUCCUAACAUGUCCGACAUCUCGGCCAUCCCUCAAGACAGCUUCCUCGACGGCUCCGGUUCGACCGUUUUGACCAGAAACUCCGAGAGACGCAGCAAGAGCACCUCUCGAGGCAACGAGCUGGCCGCUGGUGUCGCCGGUGUCAUGGCCGGCGCUGCGAUAGCUGAUCAGACGAAGAGCAGCAGAAGCAAGAGACACAGUGGCGAGAGAAAGGUGUCUGGCGGCGAGAGAUCUUCGAGAGAAAAAGAUCGCAAGCAUCGUUCGAGCAAGAGUCGAACAAGUAGUAUCAGUGAAAAGCAGUCCGAAGGAACGCGAUCACCUCGGCGACGGUCGAGUCGGAGUCAUGUGGAAUCAGUUGUGUCUGGGGCAGAUUCCAGUCUCUUAUCAUCUAGCAUUUCUCCCAGCCACCGCUCGUACGAUCAGAGCUCCGUCCGCUCCGGAGCUUCCAAGUCGUCCAUCAACAACCCAAAGUUGCUCGAGACUGUCGAAGAUGCAAUUCGUCGACUUAUUCUGCCGGAAUUGAGCGCCCUGAAGAGGGAGCAGAGCAAGCGCGAAAGUCGUCGCAGCUCCCUCACAUCCACCGGCACAGGGACAUCCCUUUCUCGCGAGGACCUGGGAGUUGAUCGACGCAGAUCCGCCGACAAGCGUAGCGAGUCCGGCCGCGAUAGCCGGCACCGGGAGCGUAGAGACCGCGAGGCUCGCCAUGAUUAUGUCGACUCUCCCCGAAGCAUCGCUGCCGAAUCAAUCGAAGAAUCCUCCAUCGUCUCUGUCGAUGACACACCGCGGCGCAGCGAUGGCGCUCUCAAGGCCACCGUUGGCGGUGCAGCGGCUGCUGGUCUUGCCGCCGCCGCACUGAAUGCGGCGUCGCCAUCGUCGGACGACAGAAGACAACGCAGGCGCCGACGCGCCGACGGCUCAACUCGGAGCAGAAGCGUCGGCCGUGAGAAGUAUGACGAGGAGUUCCGCGAAGAGGAACCACCCGCGCCACCGAUGCCGUUGAUGAGCGAAAUCAAUCCAUCCGAAAUGACCAGGACCUCGAUUCUUUCAGCCGAGACCGAUCGGCCCCAUUCUGCCAUGGAGGAGAGAGCCUCCGUCCAAGAGGUUGCCCGGGGCAACGCCUCCAUGGGCUCGUCGCCGACGCCAACGCAAACACCCGCUUCGAAUUUGCAGCAAACUCUUGGCACGAAGCACGCUAAUAUUUCCCAUGGCGACCUGAGAGAACUUUCCCGCUCUAGGACUGGAGAUUUCCUGGAUCAGCGCGAGUCGGAAGAUUUCAGCCCCAGCCCUUCCCAGCAAACUCGUGAUGAGUACGACGAUGAUUAUGACGAGAGAAGUCGUCUCACGGAGAGCGAGGGCGACUAUGCGGACUCUACUAACGAGUACGACUACUACAACACGCAAGAUGUGCCGCCCCCGCUGAAGUACGUGCCGUACCAGCCCGAACGGCGUGGCCUGAGUCCUAUCUACAGUGUCUCUGGAUAUACAGAGGCGGGAAGCGAGACCGCCGCACAACGCGACUCCAGACUUUCUCACGGAAGCGCAUCGCCAACGAAGUCCCAGGCGUCCCACACUGACAUGAGAGCCUUCUCGCCCUCGUUGGCGCCAAGCAACGUCAUGAGCCGGGGCUUCGACGAGCAGUCCAUCGAUGGCCGCAGCAUCAAGAGCGGUCAAGAUUACCGCAACAGUCAGUACACGGAGGGCAGCGAGGUCGAAACUUCUACCGGCCAGGCCGUGCGUGGCAUUGCUGCCAACCCCAAUAUCAUCCAUGUGCCCCACGGCGUGGAGUCCAACGUUGCUUCUCUUGUGGACGGCUCUAUGCUUGAUCAGUCCGUUCUCACCGCGGGGUCAGGCUAUGAUUACAGGGACUCGCAGGUCUCGUACGGUAACGAGUCCAAUCUUUCGUAUCGCCCGGAUUCCCACGUUUCAUAUGGCAAGGACUCCAAUGUUUCUUAUGACGACCAGUCCAACAUCCAGCCUCGUUCGCGAGAUGUCAGUCCCGAAAAGCGCUCAGUGGCCGACCAGCGUGAAUUCUUUGAGCAACGCGAGCGCGAGAGCAGCCGAACGCCCACCUCGAGCCGCCAGAGCCACCGCUCACGAGAGUUUGCCGGAGAAUAUGACCUCGACGAGUACGGGCGGAAGGUUGCUUCUGCUAAGUACAGAAACUCCCCCUCCACAUCCACCAGGCAUUCCCCGACUGCCUCGGAGAAGGCGAUUGCCGCCGGCGCUGUCGGCGCUGCUGCUGCUGCUCUCAAGGCCGCUAAAGACAAAACGAAGCAGCCGACGGUGGAAGAAGUCGACGAGGAGCACAACGAGGAAUGGGUUCCUGAAGGCGUCUCGAGAAACAAGUCAUUCAAGCAGCGUACGAUGGAGGGUCGCGAACCUGCCAACACCCCAGCACACAGCAUUGACCGCCUUGACUAUGAGGAGCAGCCCAAGAUGGGUGCGAGUGCCAUGCCCACAUUUGACGAUCCGAUGCCCGAGGUUGGAUACGUGGACGACGAUGCCUUGACGAACCCAUCUCUUGUCCGCGAGCCGCUCGGCGGCAGCGAUCAAGAUGACCGCGGCCAUUGGCCGGGCGACAUCACGCCUCGUCAAGGUACCCCUCGUCAGAGCGACUACGGCAAUUACGAAGAGCAGGACAUGGAGAAGCACAGCGGUCACGGGUACGGUUUGGCUGCGGCCGGUGCCGUUGCCGGUGCCGCUGCGGCUACCGCAGCUCUGUCUCAUAGCCGACAGGCAAGCGGAGAGCACGAGGAUGAAUGGCGGCGCACUUCAGCUGAGCGAAAACGAGACACUGUUAUCACGAACCCCUAUGAUGGUGCAAGUCCGGUCGCCCACCCAGACCUUCUCGGCGGUAGAGGAUUCGAGGACUACGGUGCCCCAUACAACAUUGGUAGCCCGACUGGACACAAGACACUCGACGAGGGCUACAUCUCUCAGGGUCCUGUACACUCGCCUAAUAUGCAGCCCGCUGGCAAGGCUAUCAUGCCAUUCGGCGACUCGGCUGCAGAAGACCCCUUUUUCAUGCCGCAGCACACCCGACACCUGAGUGGUUUGUCUCAGGGCAUGGAAUCUCCUCUGUACGACCCAGCCACCGGCAACGGUAUCGACAGAAUCGAGUCCAAGGAUAUCAUUGCUCUGAUGCAACACCUGAUGGUCCGCGACGCUCAGCGAAGUGCUCGCGACACGGAGAUUCUCGUCACGCUCGUCCGUUCCGCGGCUGAAAUGCGCAACUCUUUUGAUGACCUCAAGAAACUUCUUGCCAAUACCGAGGAUGUCAUCAUCAAGGAGGUCCAGGAGAACACGGACGAGACGGUCAAGAAUGCAGUCAGCGGCCCCCGACCUUACCCCGGCAGCCUUCCCCGUUCGAUCAAGGGGUACAGCGGCGCUUCGCAGAAUAGUACUCUGGAUGAGACUGCCAAGAAGAGCAACUUUUUCCGCAAGGCGCUCAAGGGCCUGAGUACCAAGGGCACCAACGAUCUCAGCAGGAUCGAGGACAUGCUCAUGCAGCUGCUGGGUGAGGUUGACACACUCAAGGCGCAGACUAUGAGACCUGGCAUGGUCAGCGGCCGACCAUCUUACGACAACCUUACUCCCGAGAUGCAGUAUGAGCAAGACCGAGGUUACGAACCCGAGGGUCAAGCUGGCACCUCUACCACUAGCCACGGCAGUCAGUCGGGCAUGUCGUCCUUCGCCCAGUCUCGUGGGCCCUCCAAGCUGGCGUACGAACCCAAUCGCAUCAGCACAGUUCACGAGGACAAUGAGGAAGACUACAACUCUCAAGACGACUACCGCAAUGAGCAGGGUCUCCUCACACCCAACCGCGAAUUUCAACGCGGCGGAUCGGUGCCACUCGGCACUCCUCCCCAACCCCAAGUCGCUCCGAACGCCUCAGUGAGCAAUGAUAACACCCCCAAGACCGACAAGGGCAAGAAGCACAAGAGAGGGUCCUCGAGCUGGUUCCCCAAGAUUUCUCGGUGGUCUGAGUCGACGGCCACGAGCGUCAGCAAGGCCUUUCGUGGCAGCGGCUCCAGCAAGAAGGAGCACGAUGAAGAGUUCCUGCAGCAUCCUCCAUCCCGGUCCGGAUCUGAUCUCCGAUAUGACGACCGAUAUCAAAACGACUACGGCAGUGAUCAGUUACAUUCGGGUUUCUCCCAACAGGACCUCGCUGCCCCUAACCCCCCUCACCUGGAGAACGCGCCUCCUGCCAACUACAUGACUCCGGAGGACCCAAAGUACAAGGCACACCGCAACUCGGUCAACCUUCAACACCCUCAGCCGCGUCAAGGACAGACUGAGAGAUUCAAGGCGGCGCUCGAGAGCCAGGCCUACGAAUACGACACGCCAAUGUCUCCCAGAUCGGCAGACUGGGCUGGCUCAGCCACCAGCCUGCAUCGCUUCCCACAGAACAGCAACCACUACACCAACGGGUCUGGUGCGACGAGCGGCGGUGACUACUACAACUCGCCGCCCGCUGGACCGCCGAGACCUCCCAAGGAGCCCAUGGAUGAGAUGACGCAUACUCCUGCGAAGAAGCGCAUCUCGAACUUGGCUUUGAAAUCCAGUCCCCUCCCCUACAACAGCGUAGAGAGCGGCUACGGUACCGGCCCCGGCACCCACGCGGCUAGCAACUACACCGGCAGUCCCAAGCCGGAUAACCGCAACCUUAGCGGUGCCCGCGGCAUGCCGGCCCGUCGACCUAGUGGGCCACGAGCGAUGACUCCGAAGAGCGCGGAAGAAGACGCAGCUAGGGAAGAGCGACGCCGUAAGCGAGAUACCUUCGGUACAGUUGCCAGCAACGAGACCGACACCUUUUAGAAGAAGAUUUCUCGCCGCAAAGCAUCAUUUGCGCGCGGAGCGAAGAACCAAGCACUACCACAGGAGGUGAUCCUACCCGAUAGCUUGAACCACAUGAUCAGCCAUAAUCAUUGAACAUAUUGAAUGCAAAGUGGACGAUCUGCUAUAUAAUUGCAGAGAAAAGAUCUGCUAAGCGGCGUCUAACAAAAAAAUAACCGGCAGAGGUCGCAUGGCCGCGCGGGGGGAAGGGGACGAAGCGGACUCGGUUCACUACUCAACCUAACGACGAUAUGAAAAAGCACUUGAUGGCUUUGAGUUUGAGCGAUGUUUUUGAGGAGGGGAGAAGCAACAAGACCUCAUUUGGACAUGUUGGUCGAGAUUGAGGCCAAAAGGGUAGGUCUGGAACGCGCGAAGUUGGUUGAUACCACAUAUUGGAAUUGGGCUGCUGUAGUUUUCUUCCAGGCAGCCAUGAGGAUGCGAGAGGAAGGAUACCAUAGGGAGGGUGACUGUAAUGAUAAUGGAACCUUUACCCUGCCUUGUUACCUCUGACUGAGACUAUCAUCUGCCAAAAAUGACUAGGUCCAUACUUACUGUGUUCCCAAAGCUGGGAGAGACGGUGGAGGUGUGUUUGGGUGUUACGAUUUAUCAGCCAUCGG